CGCGAGAUCGCCGCGUCACAUAAAUCUCGCAGUGAUGGCUGCGCCGCCCGACGCGGAGAGUUUGGAGUCUCGUAUCAACAGAGCCACAAACCCACUCAACAGAGACACAGACUGGAGCAGCAUCAAUGCUUUCUGUGACCAGCUCAACAAUGACUUGGAGGGUCCUCAGCUUGCCACCAGGCUCCUGGCCCACAAGAUCCAAUCUCCACAGGAGUGGGAGGCCAUGCAGGCACUGCUGGUUCUGGAGACGUGUAUGAAAAACUGUGGGAAAAGGUUUCACAGUGAAGUUGGCAAGUUCCGUUUUCUUAAUGAACUCAUCAAAGUAGUUUCUCCAAAGUACCUGGGCUCACGGUCACCAGAGCCAGUGAAAAAGAAGGUUUUGGAGUUGAUCUUUAGCUGGACUUUGGGGUUACCUGAUGAGGCCAAGAUCUCAGAUGCCUAUCAGAUGCUGAAAAAACAAGGUAUUAUUAAACAAGACCCAGAGCUGCCACCUGACAAACUGCUGAACCUUCCCCCACCCAGACCCAAGAAUGCCAUUUUUGAGGAUGAGGAGAAGUCAAAGAUGUUGUCCCGCCUGUUGAAUAGCUCGCACCCUGAGGACCUAAAAGCUGCCAACAAACUCAUCAAGGAAAUGGUCCAAGAGGAUCAGAAGCGAGCAGAGAAGGUUUCAAAGCGAGUGAACGCUAUUCAGGAGGUGAAUGAGAGCGUCAGUCUGCUGACUCAGCUUCUGCAGGACUAUGACGGCACCGCCGACAAUCAGCAAAACGCUGAACUAUUACAGGAUCUGUACCAGCGCUGUGAGAAAAUGAGACCGACACUGUUCAGACUGGCAAGUGAUACGGAGGACAACGACGAGGCUCUGGCUGAGAUCCUGCAGGCAAACGACAGCCUGACUCAGGUCAUCAACCAGUACAAACAGCAGGUGAAGGGGGAGAUAGUGAACGCCAACAACACAUUAAACACACAGAGGACAACAGGAGGAGGGACGGCACUGCUAGAUCUGUCAGGAUUGGACACAUCACCACAGUCGCCUCCGUCCUUCCCAGAGUUCCCCACCCCAACAGACAGCCUCAACGCCCCUUCGCAAGAGAUGGGGAUCAGUCUCCUGGACGACGAGCUCAUGUCACUCGGUCUAAGUGAAGGAACACACACCUCCAACCCUCACUCACAGCCUGAGGACUCCACCGCAUGGGACUCCUUCCAGUCCUCUGACAGCAUAGACACAGACAUCCCAGCAGCACCCAGUCUCCUCCUGAGUCCAGACCCCCCCUCCUACUCUCAGCCACUUUCGUCUGGCUCCACCCCCGGGAACUCGGCCCUGGACGAGCUGGACCUGCUGGGAAAGACGCUGAUGCAGCAGUCCCUGCCUCCAGAGGGCCUGCAGGUCAAAUGGGACAAGCAGCAGUGUAAACCAACUCUGAGGGAUCUGCAGAGCAAGUCUGUGUGCAACGUCACCCCAAACCCCAUACCAACCUUCGCCGUCGAACAUCCCGCACCUCUCCUCAACUCUCAGCCCGGCCCUGCAGCGACGUUGCUGGAUAUGUCCCCGACUCACACCGAGACACCGUCUGCAGACUUCACCCUGACUGAUGUUUUUGUACCGCUAGAAUCCAUUAAGCCCAGUAGUCUGUUACCUGUGACUGUGUUUGACGGACACAGUCUGCGGGUUCUCUUUCACUUCGCUCGGGACUCGCCUCCCUCUCGUCCCGAUGUGCUGGUGGUGAUCAUCUCCAUGUUGUCAUCCGCUCCCGUCCCCGUCAGUAACAUCAAUUUCCAGACCACGGCUCCAAAGCCUAUGGCAGUGAAGCUUCAGCCCCCAUCAGGAACAGAGCUCCCAGCGUUCAACCCCAUCCUUCCUCCUGCUGCUGUCACACAGAUCCUGCUGCUGGCAAACCCAAACAAGGAGAAAGUGCAGCUGCAGUACAGUUUAACCUUCACCAUGGGAGAGCAGGAGCACAGCGAGAGCGGCAGUCUAGAACAGUUUCCUCCUCCAGAGACGUGGGGGAACCUAUAGCACUGAAACACAACCACAACCUGACAGACUCUCUGCUUUCAGACUCCGCUUCCUUCCUAAACAAACUUCUCCAACACUGCGCCCAUUUUCCUUUGUAAACACAUUGUACUUUCUUUGGUCGGUAUUAAUAAAUUUUCUUGGAUUACGCUCAUGCUCUGUCAGUGUGUGUGAAUGCUUUGCUGUCGUGUGUGUGUGUGUGUGUGUGUGUCAACAUCUAGUCUGCCGUAUGUUGCCGCUUUAAAAACAGUCCUGCAACAUGCUUCCCACAGAGCUGUUGCAGUCAAUCAAUAUUUUUUUAACAAACUACAUCAAAUGUGUGCAUAUUUUUUGGUGUGUUUCAUGUUUUUCACUUUACAAAGUCCGUCUGUAUCACUUAUCAGUUGCGUUUACCUUCACCUCUGCAUGCUUUUCCAACAUGGGAUACGAUGCCUGCAAAAUCCAGCACACCGAGAGAGAAAGGACGUUAGCGCAUUACAUAGGUGCAGCUCAUCUUAGUUUCCGAAACAAAGCUGUACCUAAUCAACGUUUCAUGCUGUGUAUUUUGUAAAAAAUAAUUUCACAACAACUGAGUCCACUUUUUGAUUUGCACAGAGAAUGAUUUUUUUGAUUGUACUGUUUUCAUGUCUGUUCCUCAUCUUGUGUAAAGAACAACAUCUACUGUAACAACAGAUCAUGUGUAUCAUCUGCCAUAUGUGCCUAUUUUGCAGUUCUAACAUUAUUUAACUUUUCGUCUGUUUGGAUGGAUUUGUUUUUUUUGUUACACAUCAGUCAUAUUAGGUCUGUCUGACAUGCAGUUCAACUACAUGAUAUCCUUUUAAUUCUUAAUAUAUUCAGAGCAUUUUCAGUAGGGUAUGAAUUACAUUUUCACAUUUCUUUAUUUAGCUUGUGAUUUUUAAGUUUAAUUCAGCAUUUAUUGGGUAAAACUGAAAUAUCAUGCAAAUUGAGAUGAAGCCAGCUGCUCUGAGCACAGUGUUUGUCUCAGACAGGUUCAGAUAGUUUCUACGGUGUGCGAUGCAUGUCAGCCACGCUCAACAUUCUCUCCUCGCCACAGGCUCUCAAUCACAUUCCGCUGCACUAAACUCCCAAUACGACUGCUUUGUAAAUACCAAUGACGGCAGUCCUGUUAUGUACAUUUGAAUUGUGAAAGAGCAUAACACUGGUAAAAUAUUCCAAAUGGGUAAUAAAGGUUUUUUUUU
Messenger RNA from Anoplopoma fimbria (sablefish), 3210 nucleotides. RefSeq names its product ADP-ribosylation factor-binding protein GGA1-like. Lineage: Eukaryota; Metazoa; Chordata; Actinopteri; Perciformes; Anoplopomatidae. Gene Ontology annotation, cellular component: trans-Golgi network. Gene Ontology annotation, molecular function: phosphatidylinositol binding; ubiquitin binding; small GTPase binding. The transcript has 17 exons. Bases 35 to 2014 code for a protein of 659 amino acids. The record is from RefSeq and is a predicted model, not a curated record. Gene Ontology annotation, biological process: intracellular protein transport; vesicle-mediated transport.